GAAAUAAUGCUGAAAAGCAAAAGGCGUAAAACACCUCUGCAGGAUGCAGAGGAUCACAUGACCCGUAGAGCUGAUAAGCCUGGGCUUCAAGAGCAGUUCAUCAGCAAAUAUAAAGGGCGUGGGGUUUUCACCACUAGAGCUUUUUUCAGACGUGAUUUCGUUCUUGAAUACAGAGGUGAACUUCUGAGUUCAGAAGAAAGUCUUGACCGAACUGAACACUACACUGAGGCCGAGAACGCGUUCCUGUUUGACUUUCAGUGGCGUGGCAGAAAUUGGUGCAUGGAUGCAUCUAAAGAAGACUGUUCCUUGGGAAGACUUGUAAAUGACGAACACAGAAAUCCUACUUGCAAAAUGAGAACCCUUGAAGUGAGCAGGAAACCUCACCUGUGUCUCUUUGCUGUGCGAGACAUUCUACCAGGGGAAGAAAUCACUUUCAAUCACGGAUACUCAGACUGGCCAUGGCGAGUCAAGCCUUUGAAUCAAGCAUCAACUGAAUCCUCUGAUAAAAAGCCAUCCAUCAGUUUGGGUCCGCAGAGAUCGCCCCAUUGUGCUGCUCCUGUUUCUUCACCUGGAUUGGACGAGGUGAACAGCAGUGGUCCACAUAAGCAGUCAGGCAAAGCAAGAACAUCAAGAAAAACGAAGCGGUUUCAAUCAAGACUGGCAAAAUUAAGAAAACAUCAUGAAGAUUCCUAUGAACGUUUUAACAGAGCAGAAAUUGAAAAUGAACGCAAUAAGAUUGCUAAACAGCUAUCACAAAAAGAUUGUUUGUCAUCCUUAGUCGCGUCUGCAACUGAUGCAUCCUCUUCAUCGGCACCCUGUGCUGUGUCCACCUCUGUGAUGACCUCAUCACCGUCACCGUAUUACCGGUUACCAGAGGGGACACUGCAGUUGGCAAAAAUGAGUAAAGUCCUAAUUGCCAUGGAGAAAGGAACACUGUCUGACUUCAAAGGAAAGAAACUUGACGACAUUGAAAUUGACCCAAAUGAGCAACUUGAGGCUCAAGGUGAUUCCAUGUCAAGUGAUGAGGAGGAUUACAGUGACGUAUCUCAGACAGCAGCACCAGCAGAGACUGAUCCACCUGUUCAAUCUGAUCAAUCCGGUUCACAAGAGGAUCAAGGUUCUUCAAAUGCUCCAAAAAAGAAAUGGGAGGACAAUGAGGUAAAAGCAGUAGAGAGACACAUGAUGAAGUUCAUCAAGACAUGCAAAGUUCCUGGUAAGCAAGUCUGUGAAAGAUGCAUUCACGCAGAGCCAGAAGCUUUGAAGCAGCGAACAUGGACUCGUGUGAAAAAUUAUGUGCGGAACAGGAUCACGACUCUUAAAAGAAAGGGUGGUUUGUGAGGAGGCACAAACACAAAAACACUUCAGUGCCUUUUAUAACUUCUUUACUGUAAAA
Messenger RNA from Megalobrama amblycephala (Wuchang bream), 1393 nucleotides. Its product is annotated as histone-lysine N-methyltransferase ash1-like. Bases 7 to 1338 code for a protein of 443 amino acids. The record is from RefSeq and is a predicted model, not a curated record. The transcript is spliced from 9 exons. NCBI's taxonomy places the organism in Eukaryota, Metazoa, Chordata, Actinopteri, Cypriniformes, Xenocyprididae. Gene Ontology annotation, molecular function: protein binding.